AUGAUGCAUUCCGACGAGGCUCACGUCCACCCAAAACGUCGACGAUGUUGCACCCUGCAACGCCGACGCCGACGCACGUCCUCUGGCUCGAACUCGUUUUCAAAUUCUGCCCAACAGGUAUGUUUCUCUUCUUCUAAAAAUCGAUUUCAUUGCCUGCAUCCGAUCUGCAACGCCACCGGUGCCGCCGACUUCGCCUCCGACAUCUUGUAUAGGGUAUCAAUUGAAAAUUUUGAUAUUGUUGUCUUCUCAGCACAACUGCAGGAAAAGAAACUAGAAUUAGAUGAAUUGGCUAUAUUGUGCCUCAAUAGGUUGAAGAGAGUGAUCCAAUACUACCUGCCAUUAAAACAAUAUAUGGUUCAGCUACUACCCUCCCAUUGCCAACCACAACUCUAAUAGUUCCUUUAAAGCCAUAGAAGGUCAAACCAGUCAAGGAUCAGCUCUCAAGUCUCUAUUGUACCCUUUUUAUAGUUGAAAGAAUUGUGAAGAUCUGUGAAGCUCUUGAAUUGGAGGUUUUGAUUGUUUUGGGUGCCACAAUUAAGAAAUAGGUUUGUCAUUUGUGAUAUAAAUUGAUUUUCUUGUAUUAUUGCAAUUAGUUGGUUGGGGUAUACUCACGAAAUGAUAGUGUUAUGUUUGAUUUGGUUAUUUUAUAAGAAAAAAUAUUGAAUUUAGCAAAAAAUAACAUAGAAGGGCAAAAUGGUCAUUUUUUAUAAUUCAGCACUGCAAUUCAGAGGUUCUAAACAAACCACAUUUAAAAA
Messenger RNA from Lactuca saligna, 755 nucleotides. NCBI's taxonomy places the organism in Eukaryota, Viridiplantae, Streptophyta, Magnoliopsida, Asterales, Asteraceae. The record is from the annotation of a GenBank genome assembly.